This is a messenger RNA of Setaria italica (foxtail millet), 834 nucleotides long. RefSeq names its product actin-depolymerizing factor 1. The transcript is spliced from 3 exons. Gene Ontology annotation, molecular function: actin filament binding. Gene Ontology annotation, cellular component: cytoplasm; actin cytoskeleton. The record is from RefSeq and is a predicted model, not a curated record. NCBI's taxonomy places the organism in Eukaryota, Viridiplantae, Streptophyta, Magnoliopsida, Poales, Poaceae. The coding region runs from base 106 to 525 and encodes 139 amino acids. Gene Ontology annotation, biological process: actin filament depolymerization.
CUCUCCCCUCUGUGCUGUUGUCCACGUCCCUUUCUCUCCUUUGCGCAUUUCCGUUUGUUUCUCAACCAGAGGAAGAAAGGAAGGAAGAGAUCAAAAGCAUCAAUCAUGUCGAACUCCGCGUCGGGAAUGGCUGUGUGUGAUGAAUGCAAACUCAAGUUCCUGGAACUUAAGGCAAAGAGGAGCUUCCGUUUCAUCGUGUUCAAGAUCAACGAGAAGGUGCAGCAGGUGGUGGUGGACAGGCUGGGAGAACCAGGUGAGAGCUACGAGGACUUCACCGCCUGCUUGCCCGCCGACGAGUGCCGCUACGCGGUGUUUGAUUUUGACUUUGUCACUGAUGAGAACUGCCAGAAGAGCAAGAUCUUCUUCAUCUCUUGGGCCCCAGAUACAUCGAGGGUGAGGAGCAAGAUGCUCUAUGCGAGUUCCAAGGACCGGUUCAAGAGGGAGCUGGACGGUAUCCAGGUGGAGCUACAAGCAACUGACCCGAGCGAAAUGAGCAUGGAUAUCAUCAAGUCGCGAGCCCUCUGAAACAGCCCGACCGCUGCAUCCUCCAGGAGCGCAUCAGCUCCUGCCCUUGCUAUUCCUUCUGUGUUGGUGACGGUCAUCCGUUUUCGUGUCACUGUUUUCCUGGACGCAAAAGUGUUGCCCUCUGUAUGAGACUGUAUGCCAUUUUCCCUUUUUUACCGUCUCUGCCGUAGUCCUGCUACUGCUGUAAACUAGAAUUCAUUUGGUGUUUUAUCUCGUGGCAUUCUCGAGUCUUUCAUGUGUCUAUGCAAUGCUAGUUGUGGAGCCUGAUGUACCGUAGUUUAAUCACCGAUUUCCAAAAGUUUGAUAUUU